AUGGACUUGGCUGCACAAACUACGAGGCGCAGAUCCAGCUUCCGUGGGUCAAUACGAUCAGAAGACUGGCCCGAGGAAGUCAAUGCUUCACUUUCUCCGCAUCACGAGCGGAAGUAUAUCAACGGAGACAGACGAAAUACUGGGGUCAAAGUCUUGAGCGAUGGUCGGCUAGAUAUAAAGAUCAACGAGCAUAUUCCACAACUGGCAGGGCUAUUGAAUCGUAUCCAAACGACAACUCCGCCACCAGACCUAGAGGAGUUAGAGGGCGAACCGACUCCAGAACCAAUACCAAAAGACGGGGGGAAAGACUUCCCGCUGAAAAUGAACAUCGUUAUUCAAGUUAUCGGAUCCCGGGGCGACAUCCAACCGUUCCUUGCGCUGGGCAAAGAGUUGAAAGCACAUGGACACCGCGUACGGCUAGCAACCCACCUCAUUUUCCGGGACUUUGUGCUUGACGGCGGCUUGGAGUUCUUUAAUAUCGGUGGAGACCCUGAGGAAUUGAUGGCAUUCAUGGUCCAAAAUCCAUCCCUCCUUCCCGCAUUCAGGACGAUUCGCAGCGGCGCCAUCCAAAAACGCAGGCGCGAAAUGAAGGAAAUCAUAAAUGGAUGUUGGAAGUCAUGUAUUGAAACAGGCGACGGUACAGAUUUGCAUCAAAUUAAGGAGGAUCUCUGGAGUGACACGGUGGACUAUCGUCGAAGGCCGUUUGUUGCUGAUGCAAUAAUUGCUAACCCGCCCAGCUUGGGCCAUAUCCAUUGCGCACAGCGGUUGGGGAUUCCACUUCACCUAAUGUUCACAAUGCCCUGGUCGGCUACCCAGUCAUUUCCGCAUCCUUUAGCCGUUCUCCACCAGCAGGAUUGCAAGCCAACAAUUGCAAACCUCGUGUCUUACACCGUGGUGGAUAUGAUGAUUUGGGAGGGACUGGGAGAUCUUGUCAACUCGUGGCGGAAGAAGUGUCUCACACUCGAUCCAUUGGACUCAAUCACUGCGCCGAAUUUGCCCGCACGCCUCGGCGUUCCGUUCUCAUAUCUGUGGUCGCCGGCAUUGUUGCCAAAGCCACGCGAUUGGGCCGAGAACAUCGACAUUUGCGGGUUUAGUGUGCUACCCGCAAAGUCCGACUACAAACCCCCAAAAGAGAUAGAUGACUUCCUCAAAGCAGGGCCCACUCCAAUUUACGUUGGAUUCGGCUCUAUUGUGGUAGAAAAUCAAGUCAAACUAACUCAAAUCGUGUUCGAAGCAAUUAAGAACGCCGGCCAGCGUGCAAUCAUUUCAAAAGGCUGGGGAAACCUUGGAGUCGACAAAGUCGAUGUGCCAGAUAACAUCCUCAUCGUCGGCAGCGUACCACAUGACUGGUUAUUCCAGCACGUAUCAUGCGUGAUUCACCAUGGCGGUGCGGGCACCACUGCUGCAGGGCUUUCCCUUGGACGUCCAACCAUUAUUGUUCCUUUUUUUGGAGAUCAACAGUUUUGGGGAGGAAUCGUUGCUGUGGCUGGUGCUGGGCCGGUGCCUGUACCUCACAAGCAACUCACAGUUGAGAAGUUGACCGACGCAAUUCGGACAGCGCUGAAAUCAUCAACUCAAGAGAAGGCACAAGAAAUUGCAGAUAAGAUGAGGAAAGAAUCCGGUGUGAAGGAUGGGGUGCGCAGCUUUCAUCGGCAUCUCAAGUUGAAGACUUUACAAUGCGCAAUAUGUCCCGAUCGUCCUGCUGUGUGGCACAUUAAGCAAACUUCCAUUGGACUCAGUGCUUUUGCUGCAUCAGUACUGGUUGAGAUGGGGGCUAUCAAACCAGAAGAUGUCGCUUUAAACCGAGCUUCAGAAUAUGACACGUACCGGAAUCCCACGGGCCCUUUUAGCGCAGGAGCUCAAGUGCUAGUUGGAGCCAUUGCGAACUUUGUGACCGGGAUCGGCGAGGUCCCUUACGACAUAGUUUCGGAUUUUGUUACCGCUGGUCGUGCGAUAGGUCAAAGUCGUCCACUUAGUAGUCCCUCAUCAAGAUUUACUUCGAGGAAAACCCGCAGAAGUCAGGAUACAACCCUGGAUAGUGAUGAGGAGCAGUAUCGUGAGCCUGCCGAGUAUCAUGGACCUUCUGAAUGCCAUGGACUUGGCCGUCCAACUCAUGAUGACAACGACGGCAUAAGCCUUGACACGAACGAUGACGAAAACGACAACGUGAGGCACAAUAAAAUGAACCACAACUUACCAGCUAGUGCUGCUGGUCAGAGACAAGGCGUACCCGUUGACGAGAACCAGCUUUUGAGCUAUAUGAAGUCACCCAAGGGCCAUGGUACUAUGUACGAAAUUCGAACCCACAGCAGUCGGAUGUCGAAGAAGUUCUUGAAAAAUAUACUCUGGCUCCCAACGGACGUAACUCUCAGCUUCUCCAAAGGGUUCCAUAAUGCGCCGAUGUUUUACCAUGACCAAAUGGUCAAAGAAACGCCAAAGGUCACCGGCUUCCGGAGUGGACUCGCGGCAGCUGAAACAGAACUUCGAGAUGGCUUCUACUAUGGCAUCACGGGCUUGGUCACCCAGCCCCAAUAUGGUGCUAAGCACCAUGGAACGAAAGGAAUGGUCAAGGGAAUUGGGAAAGGAAUUGGCGGCGUAAUUCUGAAGCCACCAGCAGGUAUCUGCGGGCUCUUCGGAUAUCCCUUGGUUGGACUUCGCCUAAAGCUUCAAAAAUCAUUAGGUAGGAGUCAGCAGCUUUCUAUUAUGGCAUCUCGCAUAGCGCAGGGUAUUGAAGACAUGCGGGCAUCUACCGCCGAUGAACGGGCAGAGGUUGCUAGAAAAUGGCAUCUUCUUGAAGAGGAGCUUCGUGCCUCUUCCUGA
Molecule: messenger RNA, 2820 nt
Organism: Penicillium digitatum Pd1
Lineage: Eukaryota; Fungi; Ascomycota; Eurotiomycetes; Eurotiales; Aspergillaceae
Product: putative UDP-glucose,sterol transferase
Biological process (GO): carbohydrate metabolic process
Molecular function (GO): hexosyltransferase activity; UDP-glycosyltransferase activity
Source: RefSeq, a predicted model, not a curated record